AUUCUACUGUUAGUGACUACGGUGACUACUAAUUAGAUUCUAAUUUGUUUUCUUUAAAGAAUUAACUAACAGGAUAAUUUAAUAUUUAUUUCCUCAUAAACUAUACAAUGAGCUGUGUGAGCGACCUAUCUCAAUCAAACGAGUAUCUGAGUUUUCGAAGUAGUAUACCGUUAAGGAAAAUCGUUGUUGACUCAGAUAGUUCCAAGGCAUGGCGGAUAUUCGAUUCAGGUCCGAAGUCGGUCGCGUGUCCUCUGAUAUGUUUACCGCCCGUUUCUGGCACGGCCGAUGUCUUCUACAAGCAAGUGAUGGGCCUGGCUUCUAGAGGGGUUCGUGUCAUAUCCGCAGAGCCCCCGCCUUACUGGAAUAUGAAGGACUGGUGUGAUGGAUUUAAAAGACUGAUUGACUACCUGGAGCUGGAUAAGGUGCAUAUUUUUGGAGCUUCCUUAGGUGGAUUCCUAGCCCAAAAAUUUGCAGAGCUCACUCUAAACUGCCCCAGAGUCGCAUCGUUAAUACUGUGCAACUCCUUCACCGACACCUCCGUGUUUGAGUUCAAGGACUCCUCGGCUCUCUUCUGGCUUCUCCCCUCCCUGGUGUUGAAGAGGAUGCUGAUGGGAAACUUCUCAGCAGAGAAGGCUGAUAGAAGAAUCAUCGAGGCUAUUGAUUUUAUGGUUGAGAGACUAGAGUCCCUGACCCAAUCGGAGCUAGCCUCGCGGUUAACCCUCAACUGCACACCGGGCUACAUGCAGCCGCACCUCCUGCGCGAGCUGCCGGUGACCGUGAUGGACGUCUGGGACGAGUGCGCGCUGAGCCCGCAGGUCAGGGAAGACCUGUACAAGUCGUACCCCCAAGCCAAGCUGGCGCACUUGAAGAGCGGCGGCAACUUCCCCUAUUUAAGCAGGAGCGAUGAAGUCAAUUUGCAUUUAUUAAUCCACCUGCGACAGUUCGACAGCACGGAGCUGUCGGCGUCGUACCUCAGCCUGCACCGCCUGCCGGCGCCCGCGCAGCCCGACGAGGGCACCGUCAGCUACUUCAACCAACGUGAUAAAUUCGUCAAGAUCUCUUGAACUACGGUGGCAAUCUCACCAUCACAUCAAGAUGUUGUUGUUUGUCUAUAAUAGGUAGAGAUGCACCGGAUAUCCGGUUACUAUCCGGUAUCCGGCCUAUCCGGCCAUUUCUUUUACUAUACGGCCGGAUACCUGAUAGUGAACUACUAUUCGGCCGGAUACCGGAUAGUAACAUUGCUUGAUUUUGGAGUAAACAAAUUGGAUUUAAGAAACAGACAGUCAGACACGGUCAUAAUCGUACUUGUUUAUCAUUUUAAAACAAUUUAAUCAUUCCACUGACUUGCACGCGCACUCAUUUCGAACCUAGAAAUGAGUCCGCGCGAACGUUUACUAGGAAACAGGCCAAACCUGAAUGCGCACCUGAAAAACCGAAACGUAAGUAUAGUUCCGCUAUCCGAUACCCGGCCGAUGGUUUGGCCGAAUAUCCGGUAUCCGGCCAAACAACUAUCCGUUGCAUCUCUAGUCGUUUGUCUAUAAUAGGGGUUAUUACAUCAUCAUAUUAGCCCUUUAUCGCCCACUGCUGAGCCACAGGGACACGCCAUACAUCGAAAAUCAUUUGCAUUUAUAUGUGUGCGCGGCACGUCUGUACACGCGUCAUUGUGUAUGUGUGGGUGAGUCGCUUUACUGAGAGCACGCCUGAAGUCCGCCAGAUUCAUGUCGCGGCCAGUCGCGGGGCGAGGUAAUGCGAGUCGGGGCGGGGCGGUGCAUGGCCGUUCUGUAUGAGAAUACUAUUACUUAUUCUAUGGCUUAGCCAGGCGUGGCUCACUCCGCGAUUUCGUCGCUUUGCUACAGGUAGCUAAAAGCACAUCCGUUCCACCCCAAUUUUAGGAAAAGCCAUAAGCCGCGCGUGGCGCUGUCGCCAACUAGCGGCCAUAUCUGUGCUGGUCGUAACAGACGCGUUUUGUUAGAGAGUGAGUCUUCUGUACCUAGUACUAUUAUUUAUUCUGUGGCUUAGCAUAAGCCUCUCUUCUAGUACGUACUCAAAGCCUGCGGCGCGCCAGCCCGUGUUAUAGACAAAAGUGUUACAGUCAGUAGCAGAGUAGCUAAGAGAUAAGCAGGCAGGUAGUUAUUUCAAAUGACCUGCGGCGGUAGUACGGUCGAUUUUUUAUCGCUUGUCACCAUGCCUGUCACGUUCUAACUAGUAUCACAGAAUAAAUAAUAGUACUACCGUACAGAAAGGAAGCUUCCUACAAAACCGAAGUUUGACAGCGGUUCAGGGUCGAAUCAUGCUAUCCCUUUCUAAUACAUGGCACUAUCCCUUUCGGCUAAUUAGGGUUGUCAAAAUUCAAGUGAUUAUCUUAUCUGUGGUCGUGCACGCAAAAGGAAGUCAAGUGGUGCCAACCCUAAUAAUUGCUCGGAGCAAUGCUGAGCCGAGCGGAGCCGAGUUUGGCCGAAGUCAGGAGCUUCGCACCCCUGCUAGUAUGUAAGUGCGAAAGUGACGGGCAUAGUGACAGACGAUAAAAAUGGAACCAUGCUGCGCCCGCUACACAUACACUUUUUCCUCAACUAUAAAUCUGUGUUCAGCUCGUUUAAACACUUCGCCCGCUUAGCUACUACUGCUGUUGACUGUAUGGUUGUUUGACAACAAACAUUAACUUUAAUUAAUCUGUGUGCCUAUAAACGCUAGGAUUAAGUAAAAUGCUUUAUACAGAAAUAUUAAGUCAUGUUAUAAUCUUAUAAUGUACAUGGACGGUAUAGGAUACCGAAUAGUUUAAUAGGUAUUUAUUUUGGGAAGUUAAAAUGAGAAAUUGAUUUAAAAAAACGUUAUUAGGGAUAAAAACUCACCGUUAAAGAUAACAUAGUAAUUUUUGACAAUAAAUUAAUACUUACAUGUGAAUAUACACGUUUCUUGUAACCAACGAUGUAAUUAUAAUUAUUUGACUAAGUAGUAUAAGUAAGUACAUACAUAGAAAAAUGCAAAAUUUAAAUGUGCCAAAAAUAGCUUGCCAAACAAAAGUACAUCCACGAAAGUAGGUAAUUGAGAAACGAAAUUAGGCUAUAAAUAUUUUCGAUAUCUAUCAUAUUAGUAUAUUAUUCCACAGUAGGUUAGACUGCGAUCAAAGUACUUAUGUGUGCACUACUGAUAUGUUCUCAAUAUUUUAUAAAAAUGUGUGUUUACAGACGCAGCUAAAAUUUUAUCGACUACAUUCUAUUAUGCUGUUUUACUUUUUAAAAGUUGUUGUCGAAUUCAAAUAUGAAUUGUAUUUUUAAAAAGUUGUACUUUAUAAGACUGCGAUAUCGGCUGAGUGAAAAUUGUCGACUAUACAAAUAUACAUUUAUACACCAA
This is a messenger RNA of Cydia fagiglandana, 3351 nucleotides long. Its product is annotated as maspardin-like. Bases 108 to 1064 code for a protein of 318 amino acids. The record is from RefSeq and is a predicted model, not a curated record. The transcript is spliced from 5 exons. NCBI's taxonomy places the organism in Eukaryota, Metazoa, Arthropoda, Insecta, Lepidoptera, Tortricidae.